AUGCCCGAAAGCCAAACCAAAAUUCUGCAAAGACUAAAGAGCUUUGCUCUUGACCACUGUCCUGUUAUGGCAUGCAACAUUCCUAAGGCGAGCUUAGAAUUCAGGACAUUGCUAAUUCAGCCAAAGGCAGCUACUGUUGCUGGAAUCGAGGAACCAGACCAACUGCAACGCGCCUUACAAAAGCGGCCUCCGGUUCCGGUCCUGGUCACUCUCCUCUGGCUCACAAUGUUAGCAGCAUGUCUACUCCUCGCCUGCCUCCCAGCCAUCUCUUCCAUCGAGUAUUACCAGCAAGAGUUCUCUCCUAGGAUGUACUACUACGCGAGGAAGAUACAGCCGGCCUACCAUGAGAGGAUGCAGUAUCCUGUAAAGCCACCGUUCAGGAGGCCCUACAUGGUGUAUGUACCAAAACCGUACGUCGUCGAAGUGCCGAAGCAUGUGCCGUACGUUAAAUUGCCAGUUCAGCAACAAUACCAUUUUGAAAAACAACUAUCGCAUCCUUAUAGGAUUGAAAAGCCAUUAUAUCUUCAUCAACUGCCGACAUCUUUAGAAACUAAAAUUCCAAUAGACUUUAAAACUUCUGAAGAAAGCCCUGUCACAGUAAGUGUUGAGAAACAAGUGAUACUCCCAGUGAAUUUAGGCGAUGGAACAGAAACAGAAAGUAAACAGCCUUCAUCUUACAUGUCACUCCCGCAUGAGGUAACAUCUCAUCUUAAACUUGCUAUGAACAAGGAGCAGUCUCCUUUGUCAGAAUUCGAGAAGGAAUCGCUUUUGAAACAACUCAAUGCCAAUAACUUUAUCCAGGAGACCUUAAAAAAUCAGUUUGCAUUUGAAGAUGUGCACAAACCUUCUUCCUUGGUGACAGAAAGCCCAAAUAGUUGGUCAUCAGAAAGCAAAACUGUUUUGAAACCUAUAGUGAUCCCUGAAGAAUCUCAAAAGUGGACUAGCUUCAAUGGUUCGGAAUGGGUCCCACGCUUCAGAAUAACUGACAUUAAGACUAUAUCUGACGACAAGUUAUUGAAAGCCGAGAAAGAUAAUUUCGAAACUGGUGAAGUAAAAUUUCCUAUUCAAAACUUAAAGAAUACCCAAGAUAUAGCUAAAUACUUUUUGCUAAAAAACAACAAUUUCGUCCCAUCUCCGGCACUAGAAGAUGAGACGACUUUUAAACAAAUUCCGUUUGAGCAAUCUUUUUUAAACGAACACCCAUUAAAGCAGUCAUUUAAAGUUCCAAGCUCAAAAACUUAUCAGUUUUACAAUAUUGACUCUGGGCACGUUAUAAAACCGGAGGCUCUGACUUCAAGUAUCGGAAUUACUGAAGUUGAAACACAGCAGAAAGACGGGAAGGAAUUAUCUCAUCAGUGGUUAGAUAGUAAAGGCUACCCGAAGGAUUUUUACAAAACUAUAACUGAUCAUAGUGAAUCGGAUAUGAAAUGGGUAUCUUCACAACAGUCAAAUACACCAUACACAAGUCAAAAUGAGCCUACUAAAAAAUGGGUAACCAAUAGCGAACAAUAUGUAGUUCAAACAGAACCUGUCGAAGAUAUAUCGAAACACCAAGGAAAACAAGAAAGUCAAAAGGAAGUUUCUCAUCAAUGGUCAAUUCAAAAUCAUCAUCACUUUCAUGAUCAGGAUGAACCUGGCAAGAAAUGGACGAACGGUCAUGGCCAAUACAUAAUACAAAAUGAAUCAGAUAAUUUUCAGGUGCAGAAAAAAGAUCAAUCCGCACCAACCAUCAACUGGGUGAAGAGCGGAGAUAAGUACAUAAUUAAAAAAAAUCCAGACCAACAGUGGUUGAAAACUGAAGAUACUCAGUAUAUGUCGUAUAACCAGGCGCCUUCAUUUUCUAUUCAGGAGGAACAAGGCUCAAAGGUGACUGAAGAUCAGUUUAAAAACCAAAAACCGUAUAGCUCUCAAAACUUUUUGUUGUCUCCUCAAUAUGUCACUGAUGACAGCAAAGAUACAUUGCAGCCACAGAAAUAUGGCCAACAAGAUGAGAAAUAUUUUCAUUCUUCUGAACAAUUAGAAGGAAGUUUUAAGCCUUUGAUUCCCAGUCAUAGCCAAAUUAGUUAUAAAUAUCGAAUACCACACUCUGAGAACCACCAACGCACCAGCCAUUAUCCACAUCUUCAGCAGUACAAUGAGCGAAAACCAACAAAUCAGCAGGAGCAGGGUACAUCACACUACAAUGACCUGCUUAAAUCCCAGAUUUCAGCUGAGAAAAGCUCUCCACAAACCCAAGGAGAUCAACCUUCUGCUAAUGUAAGGCAAGUAUACCAUCGCCAACCAAAUGCAAUGGUGCAGACAGAAAAUCUACAACCAAUUUCUAAUACAAAUUAUCAGCAGUAUAUUCCUAACCAUCAAUAUUAUCAAAAGUCAAAAGCUGCUCAACUAAAAACUCAGGAUGCGCAUCAGAUUCAAGAAAGUUUUAUUCAGCCAUAUCCUCAGUACACAUCCACACCACAACGACAUGGUGACCAUUGGCAACAAAAUUCUCAUAACGUGUACCAGAAAAAUACGGGAGGAGGGCAUCAGGAAGAAAUUUCCUCAAUGGAAAAUUAUGAAGACAAGAGCAAAUUCCGUCAAGAAGAGAGCGGGGCCUUCGGUCAGAAAAGAAGGCACCGACAACCGAUCAGAGGUGAAUCUGGAGUCUCGGAUCAAAUAACCCGAUUCAACAGAGUAUCCAUUACUAACACAACCGAAGACCCUACUACAACCAUAGCACCAUCUUCAACGACAUCACAGAUUAGAGCUGAGGUAAUGUGGUAA
Nezara viridula (southern green stink bug) is the source of this 2763-nucleotide messenger RNA. Lineage: Eukaryota; Metazoa; Arthropoda; Insecta; Hemiptera; Pentatomidae. The record is from the annotation of a GenBank genome assembly.